This is a messenger RNA of Akanthomyces muscarius, 1419 nucleotides long. RefSeq lists its product as uncharacterized. The transcript has 5 exons. The record is from RefSeq and is a predicted model, not a curated record. NCBI's taxonomy places the organism in Eukaryota, Fungi, Ascomycota, Sordariomycetes, Hypocreales, Cordycipitaceae. The coding region runs from base 1 to 1419 and encodes 472 amino acids.
AUGAUGGCUGGCGCCGUGGCCAUCGCCAGUGCCCAAGGUUUUCCUGGGGUCGCUUCGGUGCCACCUAUUUCGCCUUCUUCGAUCUUGCUUGGUCGCGCAGAAUAUAUGGAAAAUGAAUUGCCUCAUUGCGCAAUGCCAUGUCUGCAGCAACAAUGUGCCACAUUUGACCUCGCGUGCCUGUGCGAGUCGGUGACUAAGAUGGCCAUCGACUACUGCGUUUUGAACGCAUGCGCAAUACCAGAGGCUAUAUUUACCAGGAACCUAACCGAAGCGACAUGCCAGACACCGAUUCGCAACCACAGAGGCGAGCUCACAACCUUAACUAUUGCUAUAACACCAAUCACGGUGCUAGUUGCCACGUUGCGACUAUCGUACAAGCACUUUUCUAUUGGUCGAGCACAUCUUUCUACGGAGGAAUGGACAUUGAUAGCUGCGGCUGUCAUCGGCAUUGCCGGUGUUCCUCUCGAGAAACUAGGCAUCACAAACCACGGGAUAGGAACCGACGUCUGGGGUCUGGACCGAUCCACCUUGGUUGCCUUUCAGCGAUUCUUUUACGUCGAACAGAUAAUCUACGUUACGUUGAUGCUCCUUUUGAAGUUGACCAUGGCUUUCUUCUACCUCAACAUUUUCUUCGGGCGCGGCAUACGCGCCUUGCUCUGGGGACUCAUCAUUUUUCACGUCGCCAGCACCACAGCUUUCAGCAUAGGCAUCGUCUUUCAAUGCCUGCCGAUCAGCUACCAAUGGGAUAAAUUUAACCACAUGCAUGACGAUACAUUUUCAGGACACUGCAUCAAUACUAAUGCAGCUGGUUGGGUAAACAGUGCAUUUAGCGUUGCGUCAGACCUUUGCUUGCUGGCUAUUCCUUUGAGUCAGCUGCACAAGAUGAACCUGCACUGGAAGAAGAAGCUCGGAGCUUCAUUGAUGUUCGUGGCUGGUACCAGCUUCACCGUUAUAUCUUGCCUCCGUCUAGCGUCGGUUCGGAGCUAUGCUUCAACAUCGAAUCCAACACGGGAUCAGUGGGAUAUUAUAUGGUGGUCUACGGUUGAGAUCAACGUCGGCUUUCUCUGCACUUGCUUACCGUCAAUGCGACUCAUUCUCAUCCGUAUGGCGCCACGAGUGUUUGGGUCCGAAUUGGGCAAUCCCCCAAUAUCUUUAAAUCGUGUCUCCUCCUUGGAUACACGAGCCUCGCGGCUACUUGAGGAUGAGGAAGCGACUCUGCCGAAACCCUGUCUCACUCCGGAGCGGAAGCCUUUACCAACGGCUCCAAAAUAUCCGGAGCCCUCUUUGUACAAUUAUUACAACUCAUCCAAUACGAGCGGAUCGUUCUACGCAACCCAGAGUUCGGAGGGUUGGCAUGAUGCGGAGGGACCGUUGCGGGCGACGAGGAAGCCCGACAACGGGAGAAGCAAGGUGCCAUGA